AUGUCGUCGCUGGAGCAGAGACUCUCCCGAAUCGAGGAGAAACUCAAGCAGGAAAAUAAAGAAGCUCGCAAACGGAUCGACCUGAACAUCGACAUGAGCCCGCAGCGGACGCGCCCGAGGCCAAUCAUCGUGAUCCAGCUCAGUCCAGCUCCAGCCCCUUCCCAGCGCGCAGCUCUACAGUUGCCUUUGGCCAACGAUGGAGGCAGUCGCUCGUCCUCGUCAGAAAGCUCCCCUCAACACCCCUCGUACCCCAAUAGACCCCGACAAAUGCUCACACUUCCCACAACACCGUACAACCUACAAAAGAACCUGGAGAAUGCUGAAAUCGAUCAGAAGUUGCAGGAAAUCAUGAAACAAACCGGAUAUUUGAAGAUUGAUGGACAGCGUUACCCCGCAGAGGUGACUGAUCUAAUCAGUGAGGGGGAGAUCGGCAGUGGAACCUGUGGACAGGUGUUUAAAGUUCGUUUUAAGAAGACUGGCCAUGUCAUCGCAGUCAAGCAAAUGAGAAGAACGGGUAACAAAGAUGAGAAUAAGAGAAUCCUCAUGGAUCUGGAUGUUGUAUUGAAGAGUCACGACUGUCCAUACAUCAUUCAGUGCUAUGGGGCAAUAGUCACCAAUACGGAUGUGUUCAUUGCCAUGGAACUAAUGGGAACGUGUGCAGAGAAGCUGAAGAAGAGGAUCCAAGGGCCCAUACCAGAGGCCAUUCUGGGAAAGAUGACCGUGGCUAUUGUGAAUGCUCUGCUUUAUCUAAAAGAGAAACAUGGUGUCAUACACCGAGACGUAAAGCCAUCUAAUAUCUUGUUGGACGCCAAAGGGCAGAUCAAACUGUGUGAUUUUGGCAUUAGCGGUCGAUUGGUAGAUUCUAAGGCCAAGACUCGCAGCGCCGGCUGUGCUGCGUACAUGGCGCCUGAGAGAAUAGACCCUCCAGACCCCAGUAAGCCAGAUUAUGACAUCAGAGCCGACGUCUGGAGUCUUGGCAUUUCUCUGGUGGAGCUAGCCACAGGACAGUUUCCUUACAAGAACUGCAAGACAGACUUUGAGGUUCUUACCAAAGUUCUGCAAGAGGACCCGCCAGUGCUUCCUCUCAGCAUGGGCUUUUCCCCUGACUUUCAGUCCUUCGUCAAAGACUGCCUCACAAAGGAUCACAGAAAAAGGCCAAAAUACCACAAGCUGCUUGAACACAGUUUCAUCCGUCGUUACGAGGUGUCAGAAGUGGACGUUGCGGGCUGGUUUCAGGCGGUGAUGGAGCGCACAGAGUCUCCUCGCAGCAGUCAGUGCUUCAGCCAUCACCAGCUCCACUCUCUCUUCAGUAGGUAG
This is a messenger RNA of Danio rerio (zebrafish), 1317 nucleotides long. It is a transcript of the gene map2k7, whose product is annotated as mitogen-activated protein kinase kinase 7. Gene Ontology annotation, molecular function: protein kinase activity; enzyme binding; magnesium ion binding. Gene Ontology annotation, cellular component: nucleus; cytoplasm. The record is from RefSeq and is marked provisional. NCBI's taxonomy places the organism in Eukaryota, Metazoa, Chordata, Actinopteri, Cypriniformes, Danionidae. Gene Ontology annotation, biological process: positive regulation of MAPK cascade; MAPK cascade; response to stress.